AUGUGUAACGCUCCGGGACCUCCGCUGAAGAAGCGCAAACCGCAGCCUUUGCCGCAGACAGAGCCACUGCCCAUCUACCUCGACUACAACGCCACUACGCCGCUCUGUGAGGAGGCUUGGCAGGAGAUUUGUCGCAUACAUGGAACGUGGGGCAAUCCGAGCUCAGCACAUCCCUACGGUCUAGCGGCAAAGUAUGAGUUGGAAAAAGCACGAAAAAAAGUGCAGGUGGCCCUCAACGCGCUAUCAUCGGAGUCCAUCAUCUUCACCUCGGGCGGAACAGAGAGCAACAACCUCGCCAUUACCGGCGGCACGCUCGCCCUUCGGCAGAGGGAGCCCCGGAGACGCUAUGUCGUCUCCUCCAACGUGGAGCAUCCUGCCGUGGCAGAGGUACUGAGGUAUAUGGAUGGCAGCAACCCAGCGACUAGUGGCACCGCUAGCACCACCGAUGGCGCCAAGACAGUAUCACAAGCCACAGUGAAGGUGGUGCAUGUUGCAGUGAACCCGCAGACUGGCCGACUUGAUGCAUCGUCGCUGCGGAAGGUCCUGAACGGUCUCCCUGGUGGCCCCACGUGUGUCGCUCUCGUCUCUGUCAUGUUUGCGAACAACGAAAUUGGUGCCGUCAACGACAUCAAAGAGUUGUGCCGCCUAACAAAGGAGCUCUGUGGGGCGGCGUGUCUUUUUCACACAGACGCCGCCCAGUCACUGGGUAAGGUGCCGGUGGAUGUGCAGGACACAAACGUGGACUUCCUCUCUGUCUGCGGACACAAAUUCUACGGUCCCAAGGGUGUCGGCGCGCUGUACGUCAAACCUGGUGUGGCGGUGCAGAACAUCCUCUUCGGCGCCGGCCAUGAGCGUGGCAUCCGGCCUGGCACGGAGAACGUGCUGCUCGCGGCGGGCAUUGCUGAGGCGCUCCGCUUUGCGUGCACAAAUAUUGACCGCUUCUCAGCUGUAAUGCGAGACACCCGCGAUGAACUUCUGCGAGUGCUGAAAGUGGAGCUGGCAACGCACGACAUGGGCCUCGUUGUCAACGGCGAUGUCACGGUCGCACUGCCAAACACGCUCAACUGCGCGCUCUUCAAGCGAGUGCCAAACAUGAAAACAGGAUCGCCUGUCACCUACAUAUCAGCGCAGCGGCUGAUCCUCGCCACUGGGGAUGAGGUGUGCAUAUCCGCAGGCUCGGCUUGCCACUCGACAAUCGAUGAGGGAACCGAGAUCGUCGUCUCUGAUCCGCUCAAGGCAGUUCAGGUAGGUGUGGAUCGAGCCAUUGGCACUCUGCGUAUCUCCACUGGGCGUAGCACAACCAUGGAUGACGUGCGUCGAGCGGGUAAGAUUAUCGCGCGGCGGGCUGCGCAGCAGUUCGAGGUGGAAUAA
Leishmania braziliensis MHOM/BR/75/M2904 is the source of this 1371-nucleotide messenger RNA. RefSeq names its product putative aminotransferase. Bases 1 to 1371 code for a protein of 456 amino acids. The record is from RefSeq and is a predicted model, not a curated record. Gene Ontology annotation, molecular function: cysteine desulfurase activity. Gene Ontology annotation, cellular component: mitochondrion; cytosol. The transcript has a single exon. NCBI's taxonomy places the organism in Eukaryota, Euglenozoa, Kinetoplastea, Trypanosomatida, Trypanosomatidae. Gene Ontology annotation, biological process: iron-sulfur cluster assembly.